AUGGGGCUGGGGAUUAUGGAUGCAGUAGUGGCCGAUCUUAAGGUCUUCGGGCUGGAUUUCGCGGAAGGGGAAGACCAGGACUCCAUUGCCGAGAAAUUGGAAGAAAUCUGCAUGACGGGAUGGGUAUCGGAGUUGGAUUUAGGAAACGAGUUGGUUGCUUUUGCUAUGCGCAAGGGAGUCCUCCUUCUGACUCUGGAGAACUUACUGGCCUUCGAACACGAGAUGCUAAGCAAGAAGGCCACAAAGCCCUGCAGGAGAAAGGAAGAACGCUGGUCCAGCAUGGGGGACGUCAACUCUGUUCAAGAGUCUCUGGAUGUUGACGAAGAAGAAGAGGAUUUGCUGGAGGCCUACACCUCGCCCUCGAAAUCUGCUCAGAAACGGCCCAUCACCACCCCAGAGAACCCCCGUUCCAAGCGGACCCUCUCCGGCCGCAGCCCCCGUCUGAACUUCUCUCCCAACAGCUUCUCACCCAGUGCAACCCCUUCUCAAAAAUACGCGUCCCGGAAGAACCGAGGCGAAGUCGUGGCCUCUUUUGGGUCGGCACCAGGUGGCGGACGUGCCAUUUCUGCCCCUUCGGUCCAGGUGUACAACGCCCCCCAUUCGCUCAGCAAACCGUACAAAUUCAUGUUCCAGGAUUUGAUGGAGAACCGUGAUGUGCUGUCCUACAAGAUUGAAGAACUGGGCGACGCCCUCAAGGCCCAUUAUAAAAUAGAUGAGUUCUCCUCGGUGAUGGUGCCUGCGCAGGAACCUGUGACCGUCUUGGGCCAGAUUGGGUGUGAUUCAAAUGGGAAGCUGAACCCCCAGUCCGUUAUCCUAGAAGGGGACCGCGAACACUCGUCAGGGGCCUUCAUCCCGGUCGAUAUUUCUGAGCUCUCGGAUUAUUCGUUGUUCCCAGGACAGGUUGUGGUCAUGGAAGGAAUGAACAGCACCGGCAAGAAGCUGAUUGUAUCCAAACUCUACGAGGGGGUGCCUCUUCCUUUCCAGAAGCCAACAGAAGCAGCCACAGAUCCGGAACCUCGGCUGGUCUUGAUUGCCUGUGGGCCCUACACCACUUCGGACAGCAUCGCUUACGAGCCCAUGGUGGACCUGAUUGAGAUAAUCAAUAAAGACAAGCCGGAUGUUUGCAUUUUGCUCGGCCCCUUUGUUGAUGCAAAGCACAAACAAGUCGAGGAAGGGCAGCUGAUCAUGUUGUACGACGAGGUCUUCAAGAGGUGCUUGAAGACCAUCAUUGAAGGAACGAGGAGUGCCGGCUCCCACCUUGUGUUUGUGCCUUCCUUGAGAGACGUGCACCAUGUGUGUAUUUAUCCCCAACCACCUUUUGUCUACGAACUCUCCAAAGAGGACCGACAGAGAGUGCUCUUCGUCUCCGAUCCCUGCACCUUAGAGAUCGACGGGGUGAUUUUCGGCUUAACCUCGGUGGAUUUGCUCUUACACAUGGGAGCGGAAGAAAUCAGCCGAUCUUCAAGUCUUCAGGACCGUUUUUCUCGAAUUCUCAAACACAUCCUGACCCAGCGGAGCUACUAUCCUCUCUACCCGCCCCCCGAGGACAUGAGUGUGGAUUACGAGCGUUUCUACCCGCACGCCUCUCUGCCCGUCACGCCGGACCUCUUGAUCACCCCGUCCGAACUGAAAUACUUCAUUAAGGACAUCUUGGGGUGCGUCUGCAUUAACCCCAGCCGGCUGACGAAAGGACAAGUGGGGGGCAGCUACGCGCAGCUGUGGGUGCAGCCACAGGUCCACGGGAACCAGCGGAAGGGCCCGUGCAUCGCUGCGCAAGUGAUUAAGAUCUAACCAGGUUCCGCCAACAUCUGA
Messenger RNA from Protobothrops mucrosquamatus (brown spotted pit viper), 1812 nucleotides. RefSeq names its product DNA polymerase alpha 2, accessory subunit (gene POLA2). Gene Ontology annotation, molecular function: DNA binding. The record is from RefSeq and is a predicted model, not a curated record. Lineage: Eukaryota; Metazoa; Chordata; Lepidosauria; Squamata; Viperidae. Gene Ontology annotation, cellular component: alpha DNA polymerase:primase complex. The transcript is spliced from 18 exons. Bases 1 to 1791 code for a protein of 596 amino acids. Gene Ontology annotation, biological process: DNA replication initiation; DNA replication.